Molecule: messenger RNA, 1787 nt
Organism: Myotis myotis
Lineage: Eukaryota; Metazoa; Chordata; Mammalia; Chiroptera; Vespertilionidae
Gene: SLC25A14
Product: solute carrier family 25 member 14
Exons: 12
Coding region: 504-1376 (290 amino acids)
Biological process (GO): mitochondrial transport
Cellular component (GO): mitochondrial membrane
Source: RefSeq, a predicted model, not a curated record
GUUGGUUUCAAUGCUUCCGGGUUGGCGCUGCAGUGGUGUUUCCGACUGUGGGAGCCUCGGCUUCCCAGUCGUCCGAUGAACCCGAGCAGCUGAGUCCCUUCCCUGUCUUUCACUCUUCUGGCAUCGUUGGUUUUACUUCUUCGAUUGAACCCUGCUUCCUCGACCCCCCUGGGAGGCCGCCUCCUCAGGCGCCUCCCUUCUCUUCACGAACUCGCUCUGACAGCCGAGGAACUGGCAAGAUCCUGCUACCCAGAGGGUGAAUGGGUAUCUUUCCUGGAAUAAUCCUAAUUUUUCUAAGGGUGAAGUUUGCAACGGCGGCCGUGAUUGUAAGCGGAGACUUGAACCUAGGCAGUUUGAUUUCAGAGUCUUCAUUCCUGACUAUAAACUACUUGAAGUUGCUUUUGAAAUUCAAUAAUAUACAUCUGUGAAGCGCUGAAAAAGGAAUAAAGAAAUCCGAGAGUUCAACUUAAGAGCAUCAGAAAAGUGACACUGGAAGCCAUGAGAUGUCUGGUCUGAAUUGGAAACCCUUUGUAUAUGGCGGCCUUGCCUCUAUUGUUGCGGAAUUUGGCACUUUUCCUGUGGACCUAACCAAAACUCGACUGCAGGUUCAAGGCCAAAGCAUUGAUGCCCGCUUCAAAGAGAUAAAAUACCGAGGAAUGUUUCAUGCCUUGUUCCGAAUCUAUAAAGAAGAAGGUGUAUUGGCUUUGUAUUCAGGAAUUGCUCCUGCUUUACUAAGACAGGCAUCAUAUGGCACCAUUAAAAUUGGCAUUUAUCAAAGCUUGAAGAGAUUAUUUGUAGAACGUUUAGAAGAUGAAACUCUUCUAAUUAAUAUGAUCUGUGGGGUAGUGUCAGGAGUGAUAUCUUCCACUAUAGCCAAUCCCACCGAUGUACUAAAGAUUCGAAUGCAGGCUCAGGGAAGCUUGUUUCAAGGCAGCAUGAUUGGCAGCUUCAUUGAUAUAUACCAGCAGGAAGGUACCAAGGGUCUGUGGAGGGGUGUCGUUCCAACUGCUCAGCGGGCUGCUAUCGUUGUGGGAGUAGAGCUACCAGUCUACGAUAUUACAAAGAAGCACUUAAUAUUGUCAGGGGUGAUGGGAGACACAAUUUUAACUCACUUUGUUUCCAGUUUUACAUGUGGCUUGGCUGGGGCUCUGGCUUCUAAUCCAGUUGAUGUGGUUCGAACUCGGAUGAUGAACCAGAGGGCAAUAGUGGGACAUGUGGACCUCUACAAGGGUACUUUGGAUGGUAUUUUAAAGAUGUGGAAACACGAGGGCUUUUUUGCACUCUAUAAAGGAUUUUGGCCAAACUGGCUUCGACUUGGACCCUGGAACAUCAUUUUUUUUAUCACAUAUGAGCAGCUUAAGAGACUUCAGAUCUAAGGACUGAAUUACAUGUGAGCCAAGCCCUGCCAACCUUUCUACUCUUUUUCCCUUUUCCUUCUUCAAAUGUAUUUUGACAAAGUUGUGAGUGUUUACUGAACCAUUGGUCUCCUAAGGGCCUCCUGAUGGAAGAACAAUAGAUAGGAUUGUUCAAAAUUGUUCAGUUGUUUGUGUUACCAUGUUAACUUCCCUGAGAGGAAGUGUUAGCAUUGAGAUUCUGGCACCAGAUUGGUAUCUUCUAUGAAGAUGGAUACUGAUGGGUGACAUUCAAAAUGGCCUUCUUUUCAAAUGUGGGUUAAAUGUAGUUGGUUAGCCUCAGACUUGGGUGAGAGCAGAAGCAUAGGCCAGGGAAGUUAUUGCUGUGUAUGUUACAGACCUCGGUUCUCAUUAAAGAAUUUAUUGGAGGAAUUA